AUGAAGCCUCCUUUUCCGAUCGGUCUUAGUGAAGAGCAGCGGAAUCUCUAUUGUCAGCCGAAUGCGGAUGUAGAAGAAGAAGGAACAUUCGUCUUUACCGAUUUGGUGAUCGAAUUGAAUACCCUGUUUUUCAAGCUCUUGGAUCCAUUGCAAGCACACGGGAUGAAGAUUGUCACACUUGGUUAAGGCUUAUACUACUAUAAGUUGUUGGCCUAUCUUGUUCUAGUAUGAGCAUGUCUAGGCCUAGGCCAAUUCAUCCAAGAAGAAGAGGCAUGGCUAUGCGAGCUAGAUAGGUCAACUUGAAGCCUCUAACGUGGAACAGCUCUGGCGCUAGGUACCAACAUGGCGCUAGUCACGUUUCUCUCGCCGUUUCUUUUCUUAGUACUCCUGUCUUUGGUGGUAGUCACUGUUCUGCUGUACGUCUUCUUCAACUUCGGAUUCCUCUACGUUACCGGCUUUUUGGGACCGUUGUUAGCUGCUCCUGUGAAGCCUCCAAUUGUGCCAAGUCCAGGGACAGAGGAGAUGUUGAGAGGGACAGACACUCAACAACUACAAGGUCCUCCACAUGAGCUUGCUGGGAAGAACAACGGGGUUCAUUUUUGUUAUCCUACGGAGUUGCAGAGGACAAUGACUAGUAGUCUAACUUCUACAAACCAAGAACUACAUCAGCAAAACCAGGACGAUCUCCCAAGGAAAGUGCAGAACUUCAUGAAUGGACUGCACAUAUUUUACUGCAAAAACCUAUGCGUCACUUGGGAUUCGGAAGCCGUUCUUGUCGCAGUCUGUCUGGUCAUUUUUCUCUUCACUACGAUGAUUCUGCUGCGCGUGAUAAAAUACCGCCAUAGUGCUGGACUAGCCCUGCAGUUGCUGAUGGCGUCAACGAAAGUUCUGUGGAAAGUGCCAGGACUGCUUUUUUUUGCGCCCGUCUGUGCGAUUUUCACGGGCGUUGGGUGUAUGUUUCUGUACUUAUGAAAAUGAUGGCUUUUAGCGUCGGUCGACCUUACAAUAGCCUAUUCAUUGUGUUUGUGGACUCUCUUAUACUGUCAACAAGGGUCGUUACAACCUAUAAAAUUCUUUUUGGGGAUUGUACCUUCUUAUGCUGUAAACAACGGUGACAAGAACUAAUGUUGUACUACACAGAUACCUUUUGACCUGAACCUGAUCCCAUGUUCCUUUCUAGCUGCCUCGGAUCAGUUCUUUCUAACUACCACCUUUUGAACUGCAUCUGAUCCCAUGUUCUUUCUACGUGUCUUAGAGAACGUGUCUUAGAGAACUGAAGCUGAUCCCAUGUUCCUUUCUACCUCUCUAAGACACGGUUGCUGCCUCGGAGCUGUUUUCGUGGUGCCGGAUGAAUACUUCUGCAACGGCUUGGUCUUUGGGGUAUUGUCAGGGCUUCUCAGGCUUGUCCUCGUUCCAGUCCAGAUGAUUCUACCAGCGGAGGUAACGAGUAUCCUGUUUACUUCUACGCAGUCGUCGGGAACGUGUUCCAGUAUAGCGUAUAAUUCGUCUCCUUUCACCUCGACCGACGUCGCUGCUGCUCAUGUCGCGUCGUGGGUGUUGCGAUGGAUCGCAGCUGGGCUGACAAUUGGGAUGUACGAGUGGUUCCGAUCAUUUAUGCAUGGUACUACAACGACCGCGGUGGCUGAUGCGGUCGUCUGUUGGUUUUACACAUACGACGAUGGCGAGAACGAUGAAGAUAAAGAUGACGGCAACUACGGAGUAGAAGAUGAUCGGAGCAAAGACGCUAAAAUUUUUGAUGACGAGACUGAUGGUGAUCUCGAGUUGGAGUUGGAAGACCUCCAGCAGGAAAAUGGUCAUCAUGUUGCUCCAUGCGAAUAUCAUGGCCACGAGGAUGAUAAAAACGAUGACGAACAAGACAAUCAGGGUCCUUUGACUGCAGAAACACAAAGAUUGCUGCGGCUCCGAAAUGAAAGUCAUGGGGUGGACGAAGAAGAGGAGGAAGCAGUGGUAGUGAACGUUUCAAAAUCUCCGCGUGAGGCGUGUCACAGAGCAGAGUCACCCACCAGCACGAAGCGGUCGACUCCGCGGUCGGAACACCGAGAUCAUCAUGGUUGUUAUGAAGCAGAAGAACAGGUUCCUUGUUUGGUGGAAAGUGCAACUGCAAGCGAGGAUGGCGAGCCUGAUCGCGGAAUCCAUGAUCAUUGUGAAGACGAGGAGCCUCUCAUUAUGGAAGAGGAACGCAGUGGAAAGAGAAACGAUAAGUGGGUUGAAGGCCAGCACAGAGUUUCCCUCGUCACAACAGCAGGCAGUGAAGAGAUCCAAGGUCGUGACGAUAACGUGACUCUUGAAUGCGACGAGGCAGAUGGAAGAGAAGUAGUCGUACUAGACAAACCUCGUGGCCCAAAAAGCCGUACCUGUCUAUUCUCUGGUACAACUACCAAGUCUACGACCUCAAAGAAGUGCGGAGCAGCUCCACGACACCUGAUUUGGCGCUUUUUCAUUGCACCCUUUGGUUUUUUGAUACUGUGGGUACGAGUUUUAUUUCGCUUUUCAGGUGCGAUCGCGAUGGGCGCAUUUUUUCAUAGCUUUUAUCGGCUGAUUCAGUUCGUGGCAGGGUUCGACUGGACGGGAACGAGCAAAACGCAUUUCAUCCUCUUGGCGUUAUGGCACAGGAGAGACAGUACCACAGAAGAGACAGUAGAUUUAGUUUUUCAGAAAUCUACAUGUAGAAGGACAUCGACAACUUGAUAAUUGCUUCCACGUUGAAAUUGAAUGUCAGUAUUUGAAAUCAUCUAACCUCCUUAGCAGUGGUUCCGAUUUCACUGGAAGUAUUUAGCAUUUGACAUCAUCUAAUCUUCCUAGCAGUGGUUCCGAUUUCGAAGAUUUACGUGUACAUGGCUUUAGACAACCAGACAAGCUUUUCUGGUGCGUGCCGUACGGCUCUAGGUGUCCUGAGUCGACAUCCGUCACAAUGGCUCAUGCUUGAGGCGAUCACGCAUUCGCUGUCGUUUAUUUGUUACAUUAAGGCUUCUGGUACCGCAACUACACAUUCUCAACGUCAUCCUUGGCGAAGGCUAGUACCGCUACAGCAUCUUCCUACGUACAUGAUGAUCCUUGGUUCUUCUCUUUCUAUGUUUGAAAAGGAGGGCUCUACUUCCAACGAGACUACUGUACUAUGACCCUCAACGAGGAGGACGUUAGGAAGGUUGUAGAUCUAAUUCCCCUGGGGUCUUCGUCGUUGUGCUUAUAGCGUCCCUAGUAACUCAUCCAGACGCAGCCGCGCAGACUAACGUUACUCGGUAUCUUCAGAAAACAGCAGAAAGCGGUCCAUGUCUGGUCAACGAGGUCUUACUGCAGAUGCGGUUCCCAUUUGCAAGCGAAGAUUACGCCUGUGAUGCUAAGAGUGGAAGCAGUUCGGCAGGGUCUUCAACCAGUACUAGUGCAGCGGGUGGAGCUCCAGGUGCUGCUGCUGCUGGUACUGCCGGUAAUCAGGGUAACAUCAAUCACGGAAACGGGAGCUGGGGUUCUCCAGGUGCUGUGAUUUCCGGAGGCGUGGCACAAGUAGCACAAGCAGAACAAGGAAACAACGCAAAAGAAAAAGAUGAGAAGGGUAAGGAGACCAAGGAGCGCCAGAAAGACUGGCGUGGAUGGCUUCAGCUCCUUUCUCGACGCGGAAGGAGUGAUACUUGGGUUUAUCCACUAUUGAAUCUGGUGAUAGCUCUGUUUUAUGGCCAUGGUGAUGAGUCGAAUCAAAUAUAUAAAGUGUUUGAAAAACAAAAAUAAUACUGGGAUCUAAUGCUACAGAUGAAAAGAGGUGCUACUUCUACUUGUUUGAUAUGAAGAUGGACCUCCAACAAGUAUUUUUUUUUAUUAAGACAUCUCUAAUGUCCCUUCACGCACGAGAUAUUGAAGGUGUAUGGCAUUGCUGUGGAUGCUCUAUACGUUUGUUGCUUACGCGAUUGGGACGAGCACGGGCAAAAGCUAUCAAACACUUCUCGAUUACGCCAGUUGAAGAUGCUCAAACUUCAGAAGGCUUUUCGUCGUGUCUUUGCACAGGAAAGAAGAGGACGCUUUUCUUGAUUACGCACAUAGCACAAGGGUAAAGGUUGAAAAGUUACGAUUCAUGGGCUGUAUUCAGGAGUCUUUCAUGCUCAACGUCAGCAUCGGCAUAUUAAUAGACGUGUUGUCCUUGUCGUCUUCAUAGCUUUAAAAGGGCUAGUAUUUGCAGUAUUGGUUUCUUAAGAGAUUUCAUUCUGAGUAAUUCCUGUAAGAACUAUAUGAUUCUCUUGGUCAGUCGUCGAACGUCGUGUCGCCCCUAUCUCUACAAACAUAUCUAAGAAGGAAAACACAAAAAGGGAAACAAAAAAAUUAUCGCCUGUUGACAUUCAUACUUACACAAUUUGAUCGUAUCGAUACAACACAGACCUCCCCCAUAAAUGAAUGCUGCUUUAGUUUUUUUGGUUGCCUUUACAUUUUGACAAAGAAUUGUGAUUGUCUCGUCGAGUCAUAUACCGCAAGCUAUAAUGUUGUUGAUGCUCAUUAUCUACCGUCUGUUGCAUUCGACUCUCUUUUCAUCAUCGCUUUGAGAAUAAUAUAACAUCAAAUUCAUUUCCUUCAUAGGCAAAAAUAGUUGAUGUCGAUACAAUCAUAAGCAUUGCGCUGAAUCUAUUUGCUUUCGCAGUAGCAACAUGGAUACUGGAACAUGGAUACUGGAACAUUCGUGAGGACAUAAAAUCAACAGGAUGAACAUGUGAAACCAAGCAAGCAUCUUGAUUUCGGCAUGACGUUGCAGGCUGGUCGUAAGUGCGACAUUGUGCUUAGGAG
Messenger RNA from Amoebophrya sp. A25, 4785 nucleotides. NCBI's taxonomy places the organism in Eukaryota, Dinophyceae, Syndiniales, Amoebophryaceae. The record is from the annotation of a GenBank genome assembly.